Messenger RNA from Saprolegnia parasitica CBS 223.65, 2990 nucleotides. RefSeq lists its product as hypothetical. Gene Ontology annotation, molecular function: chitin synthase activity. NCBI's taxonomy places the organism in Eukaryota, Oomycota, Saprolegniomycetes, Saprolegniales, Saprolegniaceae. The transcript has 7 exons. Bases 1 to 2253 code for a protein of 750 amino acids. The record is from RefSeq and is a predicted model, not a curated record. Gene Ontology annotation, cellular component: cell septum; cell periphery.
AUGUCGCGCCGCAACUAUGCCCCGGCCGCCCGCGGAGGCAACGGGCCGCGGCCCAACAUGAACCCGGCCAACAUGGGCCCGCCGCCGCAGAUGCCGCCGCCGCAGCAUGGCUCGGGCCGCAACCUGCGCGCGCCGCCGCCGCGCCAGGUGCAGCAGCAAGGGUCGUUCGAUCGUGACAGCGACGACGACAUGUAUGGGCAGCACGGCGCCAACGGCGUCCUCGGCGUGCCUGUCUGGCAAGACUCGGCUGCGUACGAGCACGGCUCGUACCUCCAGGAGAACACGCCGCCGUCCCAGCGGAUUCCAUACCCGGGGCCGCAAGGAGGCGGCAUGAUGCCACCGCCCGGCGGGAUGAUGCCACCACCACAGCAGUUUGCACCCGCGCCCGUGCGCAUGCUCAACGCUGGCGCGUUGCAGAACCAAUCGAACCAGCAGAUGCAGGUGAUGCGGGACAGCAACGUGGGCCAAGCCGUGCCAGCGUCGACACCCGAAGCCUUCCGCAUCAUCGCGUCGGGUGUCACGGCCGAAGCCGAAGCUCGGUACCAAAGCGCGGUCAACGACUUUCUGGCGGGUGGCGAGAUGCUUGCCCUCGUCUCAGAGCGCGAAGCCGACCCGCACAUUCGGUCGCUCCUCAACACCAAGGCGAUUCAAGUCCUCGAGUGGUCCAAGAACCUCCACGAUUGGUACCAGCAGGGCAUGCGCGGGCCCAUGCCGCGACGGUUUGUUGGCAAGAUCGGCGUCAACGUCGUCAACCGCCUCGGGGCGUGCGCCGGGCGGAUUGACGCGGGGUCGCCGUCCGAGCUCCGCACCAUGUACUACACGCCGGCCGCCAACAAAGUCGUGUCCGACUUUACCAAAGAUGGGUACCGGCUGCAGUGCAUCGAAGAAGGCCGGACGCCGCAGCUCAUGGUCGUCAUCACCAUGUACAACGAAGACCAAGUCGAAAUGUACUCGACGCUCAAGAAGGUCGCCAACAACAUUGCGCACAUCAAGUCGCAAAAGCUGCCGGGCUACGAGGGCGACGACGCGUGGAAGAACAUCCUUGUCGUCAUCGUCUCGGACGGCCGGACGAAAGCCAACAAGGGCACACUCGCCUUCCUCCGGGACGUUGGCGCGUUCGAUGAAGACGUCAUGAACAUCCUCAUGGUCGGCGUCGACGUCAUGUGCCACGUGUUUGAGUUUUGCGUCCAGCUCAAGAAGGCCAAUACGAUCGAGGCGUCGGCGAGCAGCUCGGAGCGGUAUCCGCCGACGCAGGUCGUCUUUGCGCUCAAGGAGCACAACGGCGGGAAGCUCAACUCGCACGAGUGGUACUUCAACGCGUUCGCGGAGCAGAUCCAGCCCGAGUACACGGUGCUUCUGGACGUCGGGACCAUGCCGACCGCGAAGGCCUUCUACCUCCUCCUCUGCGCGAUGGAGAUUGACCCGCAGAUUGGCGGGACGUGCGGAGAGAUUGCCGUCGACAAGCCGAUCCCGCACCUCUGCAACUGGGUCAUUGCGGCGCAGCAUUUCGAGUACAAGAUCUCCAACGUCAUGGACAAGUCGCUCGAGUCCGUCUUUGGCUUCAUCUCGGUGCUACCGGGGGCGUUCUCGGCGUACCGGUACAAGGCCAUUCGUGGCGCGCCGCUCGAAGCGUACUUCAAGAGCCUCACAACGCCGAUGAACGAGCUCGGGCCGUUCCAAGGCAACAUGUACCUCGCCGAAGAUCGCAUCUUGUGUUUCGAGCUCCUCGCGCGUCGCAACUGCCGCUGGACGAUGCAGUACGUCAAGGACGCGAUCGCGCGCACGGACGUGCCAACAGACCUGGUCGCGCUCAUCGGGCAGCGCCGCCGCUGGCUCAACGGGUCGUUUUUCGCGCUGGUGUACACGAUUCUGAACUGGGGCCGCGUUUACACCGAGUCGAACCACUCGUACAUCCGCAAGUUCUUUCUCUGCAUCCAGUACGCCUACAUGACGGCCAACGUCGCGCUCUCGUGGGUCCUUCCGGCCAACUUUUUCCUCGUCACGUACUUUCUCGUCAUUGUCGGCUUCAAGCAAAACAACUGGGGGUACAUUCCGACGUCGGGCAUUCCCGAGAACACCAAGGACAUUAUUGUCCAAGUGUUUUCGCUGCUGUACGGCACGUCGUUUCUGAUUCAGCUUGUCGCAGGUCUCGGCAACAAGCCCAAGCACAUCAAAGGCGUGUACCGCUUGACGGCGGUCUUUUACGCACUCGUGAUGCUGCUCACGUCGGUGAUCGCCUUUGGUUUAUCAUGAAGCCGUGGAUCGACAGUCUUCGUUCCGGCGUCCCGUUUGCUGCGAUGGUGACGAGCUUCGAGAUCAAGGACAUUGCCGCCUUUGUCGCGUCCGUCGGCGUCUUCUUCCUCGCGUCGUGCUUGCACUGCGAGAUGCACCACAUCGCCAUGUCGUUCAUCCAGUACAUGUGCCUUCUCCCAACCUUUGUCAACAUCCUCAACACGUACUCGUUCUGCAACUUGCACGACUUGAGCUGGGGCACGAAAGGCCUCGAGAGCUCGGACGGCCACGGCCCCAAGGCGGGCGGCGGUGGCAACUACAAGGACGCGGCCGAGGCCAAGAAGGCCGAGGAAGCGCGCAAGAAGAAAGAGGGCGAGAUCAAGGACAAGAUGGAAGGCGACUUUCAGUACUUCCGGUCCAAGCUGCUCAUUUUCUGGCUCCUCUCGCAGAUGGGCUUUGCGUACCUCAUCAUCUCGUUCGACUCGGUGAACGGGCAAGAGGGCGCCAACUACCUCAAGUUUCUCUUCUACAUCGUCGCGGGCUUUAACCUCUUUCGGCUCUUUGGCUCGACGUACUUUUUGCUCAUCGAAGCGCGCAUUUGCGUCGAAAAGAUGUGCAUUCGCGGCACCAUGCGCGACCGCCUCAAGGCCAAGAAGAAGAAGCAGGCGAUCCGCGCGGCGCAGACGCAGCACGUCUAGCACCUACCUCUAUGUCCUUUUGCUGCGUUGAUGGAUGCCCUGUUUAAAUACCAUGUGCCG